Molecule: messenger RNA, 1128 nt
Organism: Cucurbitaria berberidis CBS 394.84
Lineage: Eukaryota; Fungi; Ascomycota; Dothideomycetes; Pleosporales; Cucurbitariaceae
Exons: 3
Coding region: 1-1128 (375 amino acids)
Source: RefSeq, a predicted model, not a curated record
AUGUCUCAGCCAAUUGUGCAAUGGGAUCCCAAUCAAAAACGAUACUUUCGUACAUUGAAUAACGUCUCGGAAUGGAUGCCAGUUGGCUGGCAACCCCAGCAAGAUCCGUCAGCAACAUUACUCUCGAACUCUCAAGUACGACAACGCAGCGAUCUCGCGUACAACCUGUUGACUCCGGGAUGUGUCGUUAGGCAUGUUUAUAAUUCAGGAGUAUCAAGUGCAGGUGCGAGCGCUUCGUAUCUCCAGCCGAACGUCUCCUAUGGGGCUCCGCAAAACCAUGGCUUCAUGCCAGAAUACUACCCCUCUCAAGCCCCUUCAGAGUAUGCUGCUCAAGGGCAAUACGCAAAUUACACAGCAUCGGGGUACUCUCAGGAUGCUUCAUUGCCGAUGAAUAACUUGCCCCAGGGGGUCUCUCAUUAUAGAAAUACCAACGUUGGUCAUGUUCGUCGAUUGCCUAGGGGCGAAGGCGACAGUAUUAAGGGAACCUAUGACGGGCCGUCAACCCUUCAUUAUGAGGAAGUCGAUCCUGCAUACUUCGUCAGGACCAAAGCGUUCUUCCAUGAGGGGAGGGUGUUUUCCGUCAUCAUGAACGAAGCAGCAGGGGUCAAUGCAUCUCCAUGCAACCCAACCGACUACAACACUUCUGGUUCCAUCAAUACUGUAAGGUGGAAAGGCAAUCUCGUCUACACGAAUAUUCGACGCUUCGUCGUAGUCCGUCAGAGACGUGAGUUUUGCUAUGCUUGCCCAAUCUUUACAUAUUCAGGAAAUGCAACAACCAAGAGAGGUGUCAGAGCAGCAGAACACGGUAUCGCUUAUUCAUGGGGCCAGGAGCCUAAUCUCAUCCAAGGCGAAAGAGGUAUUACCAAAGCAUCCUUACCUGUCGUCAUGGCGACAAAUGAAUCGAACUUAGAUCCCGCUUCUCGUAUCUAUUAUGGCAUUCAUCAUCCCAUUCAGUACAACGUCAAGGUAAAAGAAAUUGGUUGCGUUCCAGAGGCCUACAUUACCACGCUCAUUGGUAACUGGAGGGAGGAAGAGGGGCGGGAAGAAGGCCAGAAGCAAUCAUCCGCAGUGACAGCUCAAGCCGAGAUGCCUCAAGAAGAAGACGACGACGAGUACGCAUACGACUAG